Salmo salar (Atlantic salmon) is the source of this 1692-nucleotide messenger RNA. It is a transcript of the gene cldn1, whose product is annotated as claudin 1. Gene Ontology annotation, molecular function: structural molecule activity. Lineage: Eukaryota; Metazoa; Chordata; Actinopteri; Salmoniformes; Salmonidae. The record is from RefSeq and is a predicted model, not a curated record. Gene Ontology annotation, cellular component: bicellular tight junction; membrane.
UAGAAUAACUGUUUUCAAAGUUGCCGAAAUGCCACGUGCGUCCACUUAUAUCAGUGCAUUCGUAAUAACCUAACCAUUACGAAACUUAUAUUCGAUCAAAUAAGGCUCUGUAGCAAAUUAGCAAUUCCAUUUUUUAUUGAACAAAUCCGACAAUCUCUCAUUGGCCAUAAAAAAAAUCCUCACUUCGUGGUCUUAUUUUCCUGGAGAGAUUUUGGGCGGAGUAAACCCUCUCGCUUCAUCUCUUCCUCUCUGGCUAUACCUGAAGUUUCGUGGACCCUUCUGGAAUUUGGGAUUUUCUGUGGAUUUUCUGUGAAUACUGAGUGGACCCAAUUGAUCUCUCCUAUAUUAUUGAGGAUUUAUCUUUAAUUUAUUAACCAUUUAUUUAGUGAAAUGGCAAACGCGGGGAUACAGCUCCUUGGAUUCGUCUUGGCUUUUCUUGGCUUCAUCGGGUUGAUAGCAUCCACGAUCAUGGCCGAGUGGAAACUGUCAUCCUAUGCUGGGGACAACAUCAUAACGGCGCAAGCCAUGUACGAGGGGCUUUGGAAGUCCUGUGUGUCACAGAGCACUGGUCAAAUCCAGUGUAAAGUGUACGAUUCACUGCUCCAACUAACGGGGAUGGUGCAGGGCACACGAGGUCUCAUGGUGGGUGCCAUCCUGCUGGCUGGCAUUGCCAUCCUGGUGGCCAUGGUGGGCAUGAAGUGUACCACCUGUCUGGCUGAGGACCAGGAGCAGAAGGGCAAAGUUGCCCUGACUGGAGGAAUCGUCAUCAUUAUCGCAGGUCUAUGUGCUCUGGUGGGGACUUCCUGGUACGGGAACAGAAUAGCAAAGGAAUUCUACGACCCCUUCACUCCUACAAAUUCCAGGUAUGAGUUUGGCAAGGCCCUGUUCGUAGGUUGGGGUUCUGCCUGCCUCACCAUCAUAGGUGGAGCCUUCCUCUGUUGCAACUGCUCCAGUAAAGGCUCCGGAAAGUCCUCCCGCUACCCCCCGAACCACUCUGCUGCCCCGCCAGGCAGAGACUACGUCUAGAGCCUGGGGAUAUCCAGGAGACCAGGGUCGUGUUCAUUAGGGUAGACGUUUCAAACUGUUGUGCAACGGAAAAAUCGAAAACAAGCCUUUACUUUCUGGUCGGGUAGUGCCUUCCCGUUUCACUCCAUUUAAGUCUGUUUUCCUCUGUUUUGCUCUGAACAUGACUCACCUCCAUCCAUCCACUCUCUAUUCAGGGUACAGCACUACCUAGGGUCAAAGCUGGAGUUAUUUUUGUUGAUUUGAUGGUUGGUUUGGUUUGAUUCAUGAUUUCUGGCAUUUUCAUUUCUGCUUGUUUUACUGUGAGACACUCUACUAGCAAGCAAUAUAUCCAUGAUGCAUACAGUACUCUAUUACUAUUUUCACACUAUCGAUUCAACCCAAACUGCACUGUGCUGGCUCUGAUAUUUUCUUUUCACACCGUUCAUGAUUCCAGCAACUAUGGCGGAUGCGUAACGAGGACAGCACUGUUCAGCUCGGCCCCGCUUAGCUCGGCUCAGUAGUGUGAAAAUAGUAUUUGUGUGUAGUUUGAGAUGUACAGUGCAUUCGGAAAGUAUUUAGACCCCUUGACUUUUUCCACGUUUUUUUACAUUACAGCCUUAUUCUAAAAUGUAUUAAAUUGGUCCCCCCUCAUCAAUCUACACACAAUACCCCAUAAUGACAAAGCAA